This is a messenger RNA of Musa acuminata AAA Group (dessert banana), 685 nucleotides long. Its product is annotated as signaling peptide TAXIMIN 1. The record is from RefSeq and is a predicted model, not a curated record. NCBI's taxonomy places the organism in Eukaryota, Viridiplantae, Streptophyta, Magnoliopsida, Zingiberales, Musaceae. The transcript is spliced from 2 exons. Bases 269 to 505 code for a protein of 78 amino acids.
ACCGGCUCUGGAAUCCUUUUUUUUUCUUUUUGACUUGCCACCCCACCGAACCCAACCUUCCCAGAGAAGCCUCUCUCUGCGAGCGACUGGCCCAAUCCUCCACUCACCCCGCUGCCUUCCUUCCUCGUCCUAACCUAUCUCGUCUGCUUUAAGCAAGCAAACCAUCUCCUCCUCCGCUUGGCAAUUCCCGAAACGCGAACCAGAGGGAGAAGGGCUCCUUUGCGGCGGCGACGAGAACGAGAAAGAAAGGAAUAGAGGAAGAAGAAGGAUGUGCUGCGAGUGCGACUGCGAGUGCCGGCCGCUGGGCUGGCUGCUGGGCCUCCCCUUCGCCUUUCUUUCCCUCCUCAUCUCCAUCGUCGGCGCCGCCGUCUGGAUCGUCGGGUUACUGCUGUCGUGCAUCUGCCCCUGCUGCCUGUGCGUGACCAUCCUGGUGGAGUUCGCCAUCGAGCUCAUCAAGGCGCCGCUCCAUGUCAUGAGGUGGUUCACUUCCCAGAUCCCCUGCUAGUAUUCUUUGAUAGUUCGGUCCUCCAUAAGACGGAUGUUGUGCUUCAGAAGAUUCAUAAUACACAGAGAGAGGUGGAGGAGGAGGAGGAUUGAUCCGUGUUUGCUGCAGAUGUUGAUUCGUCUUCCAUGUGAUGUUUCUUAUAAUCAUUCAUCGGAUACUCGCCCUUUUUGCUUGGAUUCA